AUGGACAAAAUAGAUGCCAUUAUAUUUAAGCCAAGAGACAUGGGCAAAUGCCCGCCAAGCAAACCGCCCGGACAAGUGUGGAUAUUUGCUGAAUUCGAGAGCCCUAGCUAUUAUUUUCAAACGAAAUGUUUUUAUGAUCUAAAGAAUAAAGUGAAUUGGACAAUGACAUAUCGGCGAGAUGCAGACUUUACUCUUGAGCAUGGCUACUUCAGAAAAAGAAAUAAACCCAAAUACAGCAACAAGGAACUGGACGACAUUUUUGCAAGGAAAAACAAGACGGCAGUGGUUUUCAUUAGCCAUUGUCCAGUAAAAAGUGAAAGAUUAAAAUUUGUCAAACUCCUGCAGUCCCAUGGUGUACAAGUUGACGUCUUUGGCUCAUGUGGGAAAAUAUUGAAACAGUGUGAUAAUAAACUUCGCUACCAGGCAUGUUUCAACAUAUCAGGGGUUCUUCAACCUGAUUGUUUCAAUUUUGUUCUACCACAAUAUAAGUUUUUCCUUUCGUUUGAAAAUUCUCUUUGUUUGGAUUACACGACAGAAAAAUCUCAACAUCGCGUUAUGCAACAUCCGAUCAUACCAGUAAUACGCGAUGGCAGUAACACAUCCAUGUUACAUCCUCCUCAGUCCUACAUAAACACAGACGAUUACAAAUCUGUUAAAGAGCUUGCUGAGCAUAUGAAGAUGUUGGCUGACAACAAGACAGCUUACUUGGAAUAUUUCAAAUGGAAACAGCAUUACUAUUCGGAGGAUAUGUACUUGGAAUGGAACGCAGCAUUUUGCAGGAUAUGUGAAAGACUGCACAAUCCGGACAAUUAUAGACGCAUUUAUGGUAACAUUGCAGCUUGGCACAUUUCACCGAGAGGACAAAAUGCGUGUUACAAUCCUACAGAUCUCAAGCCAUGA
This is a messenger RNA of Pecten maximus, 900 nucleotides long. Its product is annotated as alpha-(1,3)-fucosyltransferase C-like. Lineage: Eukaryota; Metazoa; Mollusca; Bivalvia; Pectinida; Pectinidae. The transcript has a single exon. Gene Ontology annotation, molecular function: alpha-(1->3)-fucosyltransferase activity. The record is from RefSeq and is a predicted model, not a curated record. Bases 1 to 900 code for a protein of 299 amino acids. Gene Ontology annotation, cellular component: membrane.